AUGGGCAGAAAAACCAAUAAGCAGAAACUCAGUUUUCCAAAGGUUCAGGGAUGGGUACCGUACAAAGCGUUUUCUGCAAAAAGAAAUGAAGAGGUUUCGGAGCCAAAAUAUGCUGAGGUUCCAAAGGAUUGGAAGGAGCCGAAGUUUACUCCUGAGGAUAAUCCUCAUGGGAGAUUGUUUGCUUCAUCAUCAUACACAACGCUCUUCCCAAAAUAUCGUGAGAAGUACUUGAGCGAAAUUUGGCCCGCCUUAAGAAGAAUAAUGAUGGAACAUCAUAUUCGAGUGGAGAUAGAUGUGGCUGAAAGUACUAUGGAAGUUCGAACAACUCCAAGGACUUUUGAUCCUUUUAUCAUACUAAAAGCCAGGGAUGUUAUACGCCUAUUAGCCCGCUCUGUCCCUAUGGAGCAAGCUAUUCGUGUUCUGGAUGACGAGACAUUCGCAGAUAUUAUUGAAAUUAACUUGACUAAUCGUGAACGAUUUGUUAAACGACGUAAUCGGCUUAUUGGUCAUGAUGGUGAAACGUUGAAAGCCCUGGAGCUGUCUACUAACUGUUAUAUAGUUGUACAAGGAAAAACUGUUUCUGUGGUUGGUCGAUAUAACGAUUUAAAGGAGGUACGUAAAAUUGUUCAAGGUUGCAUCUAUGACAAUAUACAUCCAGCUUAUUCUAUUAAAAGAUUACUUAUCAUAAAAAAACUUUCUAUGGAUCCUACAAAACAAAAUAUAUCGUGGGAUCGAUUUUUGCCUAAAAUGAAAAAGAAAGUACUUAGUCGACGUAGAAAACCUCAUAAAGUACGUAAGAAAAAAGAAUAUAAUCCAUUUCCACCACCACCAGUUCAAUCAAAAAUUGAUAUUGAACUAGAAAAAGGUACAUACUUCUUAGCUGAAGCUGAACGUAAACGAUUGAAAGUGGAAUCAAAUAUUGUUAAAUCAAAUCAAAUAUCAAAAAUACGACAAAAAGCUAAACGUUCCGCUGCACUUAUUCCACCUGAUGAAUGUCACAACAAAAACAAUAAUAAUACUACUAAUACCAGUCAUAAUAAACCGAAAAAGAUUAAAUUUGAGGAAUAA
Molecule: messenger RNA, 1068 nt
Organism: Schistosoma guineensis
Lineage: Eukaryota; Metazoa; Platyhelminthes; Trematoda; Strigeidida; Schistosomatidae
Source: the annotation of a GenBank genome assembly